CGCGCCCGCUCUCACCGCAGCUCCGCGCGGGGCGGCCACCGCGGGCCUUGCAGAAAGGUCCCCUCCUGAUUACGCUGGGGACUGUUUGGCUUGUAGACCUGUCCGGAUGGAAGGGCAUACUGAAAUGGAGGUGCUGAGGACACUGAAAGGGCCUUCCACAGGGGAGGUCAGCGUGCAUCUGGUGGCCAGAGAGAGCUCAGGUUCCGGUCCUCACCUGCCCGCAACUGCCUUCAUCAUUCCAGCCAGCUCCGCCACCCUUGGCCUGCCCAGCAGUGCCUUGGAUGUGUCCUGCUUCCCCCGGGAGUCCAUCCAUGUAGGCGCCCUGGAGCGGGUGGUCGGCAGUGAACCAAUCACAGCCACUGUUCUGCCACAGCUAAGCGCCGGGGCAGCAGCGAAUUCUAGUACCAGCACCGUGCAGCUGCUGGAGUGGACAGAAGCGGUGGCUUCGCCCCCUGGGAGUGGCCUGCGGUUUCGGAUAAGCGAGUAUGCGCCGCUAAACAUGGUGGGAGUGGAGCAACCACGGAGUCCAGAGCUGCGGCAGGAAGACGUGGCUGAACAGGAGGACAGCGGGGCCCCGGAGGGAGGUGGCGAUGCGGGCACCCAACAGCCCGGGGACCUCCCCGAGGACUCUCCAGAAGAGCUCUCUCAGGAUCCCCCAGAGGAGGAUAGCGCCUGUCGGUGCCAGGCCUGUGGGCCUUCUCAAGGCACCGGUCCAGAUUUUCUUUGCUCGAAUGCCGGCCCCUCUCAGCUGUUCCAGGAGCGGUCUGUCAUCGUGGAGAAUUCCUCAAGCUCUGCCAGUGCUUCAGAGCUCCUCAAACCCGUGAAGAAACGAAAGCGCAGGGAAUAUCAGAGCCUAUCAGAGGAGUCUGAGCCAGAGGCCAUGGAGAAGCAAGAAAGAAAGGAUCCAGAGGCUCCACCCACUACCAGAACUGCAGAAAGUGAGGAUUGGAGCAGCAGCCAGCCUGCACCAGGUGAGAAGAAGGAGGGCUGGUCGUGGGAGUCCUACCUGGAGGAGCAGAAGGCCAUCACUGCCCCAGUCAGCCUCUUCCAGGACUCCCAGGCCGUCACUCAUAACAAGAAUGGCUUCAAAUUGGGCAUGAAGCUAGAAGGCAUCGACCCUCAGCACCCAUCCAUGUACUUCAUCCUCACAGUGGCCGAGGUAUGUGGCUACCGCCUGCGUCUGCACUUCGAUGGGUAUUCCGAGUGCCAUGACUUCUGGGUCAAUGCCAACUCCCCUGACAUUCACCCCGCUGGCUGGUUUGAGAAGACUGGACACAAGCUGCAGCCUCCCAAAGGUUACAAAGAGGAGGAGUUCAGCUGGAGCCAGUACCUGCGCAGCACCAGAGCCCAGGCGGCCCCCAAGCACCUGUUUGUGAGCCAGAGCCACAGUCCCCCACCCCUGGGCUUCCAGGUGGGCAUGAAGCUGGAGGCUGUUGAUCGCAUGAACCCAUCUCUCGUCUGCGUGGCCAGUGUGACUGACGUGGUGGACAGCCGCUUUCUGGUGCACUUUGACAACUGGGAUGAUACUUAUGACUACUGUGACGAGUUCUUGGAUUUCAGGUGUGAUCCCACCAGUCCCUACGUCCACCCAGUAGGCUGGUGCCAGAAGCAAGGGAAGCCCCUCACCCCUCCACAAGACUAUCCAGACCCUGACAGCUUCUGCUGGGAGAAAUAUCUAGAAGAAACUGGGACCUCUGCUGUGCCCUCCUGGGCCUUCAAAGUGCGACCUCCUCACAGCUUCCUGGUCAACAUGAAGCUGGAGGCUGUGGACCGCAGGAACCCAGCCCUGAUUCGUGUGGCCAGUGUGGAGGAUGUGGAGGACCAUCGCAUAAAGCUCCACUUUGAUGGCUGGAGUCACGGCUAUGACUUCUGGAUUGAUGCGGACCACCCAGACAUCCACCCCGCGGGCUGGUGCUCCAAGACAGGACAUCCCCUGGAGCCUCCUCUCCGGCCCAGAGAGCCCAGCUCCGCCUCCCCUGGGAGCUGCCCUCCUCUCAACUACAGGAGUCUGUCCCACACUAGGACCUCCAAAUACAGCUUUCACCACCGGAAGUGCCCCACUCCUGGCUGUGAUGGCUCUGGCCACGUAACCGGCAAGUUCACAGCUCACCAUUGCCUCUCGGGCUGCCCACUGGCUGAGAGGAACCAGAGUCGCCUGAAAGCGGAGCUGUCUGACACGGAGGCCUCAGCACGGAAAAAGAACGUCUCCAGUUUGUCCCCAAGAAAGAAGCCUCGCCAUCACGGCCGGAUUGGACGCCCUCCAAAGUAUCGGAAGAUGCCACAGGAAGAUUUCCAGACGCUCACCCCCGAUGUCGUGCACCAGUCCCUCUUCAUGUCGGCCCUGUCGGCCCACCCGGACCGCUCGCUCUCCAUGUGCUGGGAGCAGCACUGCAAGCUCCUGCCUGGAGUGGCGGGCAUCUCGGCCUCCACAGUCUCCAAGUGGACCAUCGAGGAGGUCUUUGGCUUCGUUCAGACUCUGACAGGUUGUGAGGACCAAGCACGCCUCUUCAAAGAUGAGAUGAUUGACGGCGAGGCCUUCCUUUUGCUGACACAGGCGGACAUUGUGAAGAUCAUGAGCGUCAAGCUGGGCCCAGCCUUGAAGAUCUAUAACGCCAUUCUCAUGUUCAAAAAUGCUGAUGACACCUUAAAGUGACUGACCUGGGGCUGGGUCCUCCUCCGGUCCUUGCUGGACCUCCGCUCAGCUGAUGCUUCCUUCCUGACUUGAGUUCCUCAUACCCCCUCCUGCGUCCCCUCCCCUUUAUCUGACCAGGGCUGGCCCUUUCUAGAAGGUACAUGGAGCAGAGGAGCCCUAGGGAAGGUGGAGUCCUGGCUCCCCGCGUUCUGGAGUUCAUUUGCCUCCAGAUGCACUGGUGUGGCUGCUACUGAGCUGGGGUCAUGGCUGAUGGAGUAGGUGCCCGGCCUGAGGCAGCCCCACAUCUCCAGCCAACUUGUGUUGUCACCUAAGGGUCUUUUCCUUAGCAGGGGAGACGCGCGUGGUGGGGCAGCAGUCCUCAGUCCGAGGCCCUUUUUCCUCUUUGGCGUCUCUGUGCUUUUCUCUCGUUGGCUCCUUUCUUCCUACCCAGAAGUGACCCUGCCACACACAUUUAUGCAUUAAGGUACCUCCUCCCUUUCUGCCUGCUGGUCUUUUGGCCCUUAUUCUGCUGCCUGAUUUCCUGGGCAGUGCCCCCAAGUGUAACCCAGCCAGACCCCAUGACCCUUGCCCCUUAGACGUGGAAACCUCAGAAACCUCAGAAACAUGUCCACAGGGGCCUCCCGGGAGCCUCAGGCUACCCUCCUCCCUUUGGCCCAGCAGUGGAGGAGACUUGGCCACCAUGCUUCUCCUGUAUGCCCUGUCGUCCUGCUCGGCAUUUCAGUGCCAGUUCUGGUUCCAGCAGAGAGCAGCAGGCGGAGCUGGGUUGACAGCUGGCAGAGGUCGAGUUUCACUGCUGCUUCCCACACCCCCUCUCCAUGUUGAGCCUGGGGAAGAGGAAGCCCCAUCUGAUAGGUGACCCAGGCCAGAAACCAAACCAAGGAUGUGUCAGACAAUCUUGGGUCGGGCCAGAGGGCAGCUCCAGCCCGAGCGGUGGUGGCACCAAAAGCUGAGAGAGCACCUUCUCUGCCACUGUGGCUCCCAGCCAAGGCAGUGCCUGCGGGCUGAGGGCCCCAACCUGCCAGGCCCCCUGCUGUGAGAAUGUAGCACCCCCAUGACUUCCCUUACAUGUUUACCACUCGCUCUUGAGGAGCCUUACAAAGACCACCUGCAGUCAGGAAUUUGGAAGGCAAACUCCUCUGGAUGCUCCAGGUCCCUUAAGUCGUUCUUAGCACUUUCCAUCUGUCUUGCACUGCCACUUGGGUCCUUGUGGGCUCUGGGACAUGGACCUCGUCAUUCAAGUGGCGACCCAGGCUCCUCUAAGCCACUGCCAAACCUGCCUCCCAGCCUGGGCCAGCUCCACAUGGAGGCGAAGAGCCCACAGCAAGCUCCCGUGCCCCCGGGGGCUGAGAUGGGCCUGCGGGUGGUGAAGCCAGGGGUUCCAGAGACCCCUUCGCAAUCAUCUGGUGUGUGUGUGUGUGUGUGUGUGUGUGUGUCACUCUCAGACGUGUUUGAUGGGUGUAGGUGUGAGGUUCAGUGUUGGGAAUAUAUCAAGGGCUAUUAUUAAAAUAUAAAGCUUUAUUUUUUUCUUAGAAGUGGGAACCCAAAGUUCUAUUGAUUUCCGCCACAGCCCUAGAGGGCCACUCUCCCAUGCAGGCCAGACACACUCCAGCUGACCUCUGUGGAGCUUCAAGUGUCCCUUCCCUUUCAGCCCUCAGAGGCAGCCCUGAGCACAGCUUUCGUGGGAGGACACUGGGCAGGCCCUGCCACAGGUUGGGUGGCAUUGCUGCCCCCUUGGCUGAGAUGAAGAGAGGCAAGUAAGUCUGCACCUCUCUUUCCUCUGAGCUGUUCAGGUGGCAGCAGAACUGGUCAGCUGGUCCUCAGUCUGCUCCCAACUAUAGGACGGAGAGGCAUCCAGUGCUCACGGCUGGUGCUGUGGGGCCUCGCCACUGAGGACAGGGACUGGAAACCUUUGCCACACAGGCCUGCCAGCCACCUCAUGUCUGCCUGUGGGCAAGAUGGUGGAGGAAAGGGCCCCAGGCCUCCCAACUUCAAGGCUUCAGCACCUGUGCGUCAAUGUCAAACUCUUUGGAAAGAAGCCAAAUCAUAAGGAAGUAGAAAGAAUUCUGCCUUCUGUCUACCCCACUACCCCUCACCCCACCGUGUUCCCGAAUGAGGUCACUGUACCUUGACCUGGAAGUGUGGGAGGGUAGGAAGCGGGCAGUGGCUCCAAGUGCCCUGUGCCCUGCUCUCUAGCAACAGGCCCCACCUACACUUUGGCCCUGGCAGGCUCGCCUAGUACCUGCCCUGCCCUAGCCAGAGACAGGGAUGACCUUUCUGUUUAAUUUCUGAGGCAGAGAGACCGGUCCCAGAGUUUGACAUUGAAGUCUGUUUGCACUUUCAUUCACAUGCACUUUGGUGGGGUUACAUUUUUGCACUUGCCUAUUGUGUGUGUGUGUGGACGCGUGCGUGCAUGUGGGUUGAAAGAAUCCUCUGGUUUAAGCUAAAGUGACCCUUGAAGGAGACAAAUUUAGAAACAAAAUAUAGUGUUAUAUGUCAGUGUAUUGAAACAAAUAAAUUUCAACAACUGGA
Molecule: messenger RNA, 5182 nt
Organism: Marmota monax (woodchuck)
Lineage: Eukaryota; Metazoa; Chordata; Mammalia; Rodentia; Sciuridae
Gene: L3mbtl1
Product: L3MBTL histone methyl-lysine binding protein 1
Exons: 22
Coding region: 107-2653 (848 amino acids)
Biological process (GO): regulation of DNA-templated transcription
Cellular component (GO): nucleus
Molecular function (GO): protein binding; zinc ion binding
Source: RefSeq, a predicted model, not a curated record